AUGGUGAUUUAUUCUAUCGUCCUUGUCGAUUUGAAAGUCAGACGCUGCUCCAACACCACCAAAGUUCACUUGCUGAGGUUUUGGGAGGCCAGAAAUGUGAGGAAAGGCGGUGAGUUCAUGAGUCUAGAUAUGCUCCUCAUCAACAAGAAGUCCACAGUUAUUCAAGGUUCUGUUAAUGUGAACCGUCAAUUCAUAUUUAGGGAACGUCUCAAGGAAUGGUCAGUUUACAGGUUGAGCGGAUUUGAUGUAACACGCAGCAACCCCAAUUUUCGGAUGUUGGAUGCCCCUUUCUCCCUUCGGUUCAAUAAUAAAACCUCUUUAGUUAAGAAAACAACAUUUAUUAGGCCCAUAUCUACUGAACUUUUCAGAUUUCUGACCUAG
Messenger RNA from Eruca vesicaria subsp. sativa (arugula), 381 nucleotides. The record is from the annotation of a GenBank genome assembly. Lineage: Eukaryota; Viridiplantae; Streptophyta; Magnoliopsida; Brassicales; Brassicaceae.